Messenger RNA from Bathycoccus prasinos, 1725 nucleotides. RefSeq lists its product with no specific name. Gene Ontology annotation, molecular function: DNA binding; FAD binding. Lineage: Eukaryota; Viridiplantae; Chlorophyta; Mamiellophyceae; Mamiellales; Bathycoccaceae. Gene Ontology annotation, cellular component: nucleus; cytoplasm. The transcript has a single exon. The record is from RefSeq and is a predicted model, not a curated record. The coding region runs from base 1 to 1725 and encodes 574 amino acids. Gene Ontology annotation, biological process: entrainment of circadian clock by photoperiod; circadian regulation of gene expression.
AUGGGCAAUGAAGCGACGACCUCAAUCGUCUGGUUUCGCAAAGGUUUGCGCAUUCACGACAAUCCGGCGUUGUCUGAAGCUUUGAUAGAUGCGAAAAAUUUCGGCGGCGGCGACGAGAGCAAAAAAGUUUUGCCACUGUUCAUCUUAGAUCCGUGGUUUUGCAACGAGAAGAGCGUUGGAGCGAACAGAAUGAACUUUUUAUUGCAAUCGCUGACAAACUUGAACGAGAAUCUGGGAUCCUUAUUGUCGAUUGAGAAUGUGAACGACGCGAACAAUUGCUUAACAGUUGUCCAAGGAAAGCCGAAAGAUGUGUUGCCGAACGUCAUCAAGAAGUUUAACGUUUCCUCCGUAUACUUCGAAAAGGAACAAGUGGAACCGUUCGGUAAGCAACGCGACGAAGAAAUAAUCGAAAUGUGCAAGAAACUCAACGUGGAUGUGAACACGUACGCGUCGCACACUUUGUAUGACCAGGAAUUUUUGCUGAGUAAGGCUUCGGCGAAAGGCAUUCCUCCGAGCACGAUGGGCGCUUUUCAGAAAGUACUCGCAAACGUCGGCGAGCCACCAAGUCCAGUGCCGGAGCCGCCGAAGAAUUCCCUGCGAGUGAUACCAAACGCAGGAGAUGCUCUUUCGAAGGAGUUCAAAUACGCGAACGGUAUACCGACCCUGGAGGAUUUGGGAUACAAGGCGAAGAGUCUUUCGUUCAAAGGUGGUAAAGGCGGCGAAACUGAAGGAUUGCGACGAAUGCGCGGCGCCCUGUGCAGAGGCGGAGACGGAUACAAAUACGUGCAAGAGUUUGAUAAGCCACAGUCGUCGCCGUGUCAGUUGUUCGCAAAAGAGAAGGGCAGCGGAAAAGCGUUGAAUCCGUUUGAAAUGGCGAAGAAAGCUUCUUCUUCUUCUUCUCCAAAAGAAGAGUCGUUGUUGUGGCCUUCGACGACGGCACUUUCGCCGCAUCUUAAGUUUGGUACUGUUUCGGUACGACAGUUUUAUUUUGAGUUGCAAGAUAUCUUGAAGAACGAGCUGAAAGGAAAACACACGAAUCCUCCGACGAGUUUGAUGGGCCAGAUUUUAUGGCGCGAAUUUUAUUAUGUCAACGCGUGCGGUACCCCGAAUUACGAUAAAAUGGUCGGUAACAGAAUAUGCAAACAAAUCAAAUGGAAGCACGAUCCAGAAAAUCUCGCCAAGUGGGAAAACGCGCAAACCGGGUUCCCUUGGAUCGAUGCUGCGAUGACGCAGUUGAAAGAAGAAGGCUGGAUGCAUCAUCUGGCCAGACAUGCCGUGGCGUGUUUUUUGACGCGAGGAGACUUGUUCAUUUCAUGGGAGGAAGGCGCCCGGGUCUUCGAUAGAGACCUGGUUGACGCAGACUGGGCUUUAAACAACGGAAACUGGAUGUGGUUAUCGGCCUCCUCGUUCUUUUAUCAAUACUUUCGCGUUUACGGCCCACAUUCAUUCGCCAAGAAAUACGAUAAAGAAGGAGCGUACGUGAAACAUUUCUUGCCGGUGCUCAAGGACAUGCCUUCAAAAUACGUUUACGAACCUUGGACGGCACCUUUGGAAGUUCAAAAAAAAGCUGGAUGCAUUGUCGGCGUGGAUUACCCGAAACCGAUGGUUGACCACGCCAUAGCUUCGAAACAGUGCAUGGCUUGGAUGAAUGAAGCGUACGCGGCUGGGAAAGAAAAGAAAUCUGGGGGAGAAGAAAAGAGUAACAAGAAAGCGAAAACGAAAUAG